This is a messenger RNA of Debaryomyces fabryi, 1242 nucleotides long. RefSeq names its product Pga45p (gene PGA45). The transcript has a single exon. Lineage: Eukaryota; Fungi; Ascomycota; Pichiomycetes; Serinales; Debaryomycetaceae. Bases 1 to 1242 code for a protein of 413 amino acids. The record is from RefSeq and is a predicted model, not a curated record.
AUGAGAUUGUAUACCAUUUUUUCAUUCUGUUGCAUGUUUGCAGCGUUUGUAUCUGCCUUGCCAUAUGCUUCCCCUGUUGAUGAUUCUGAAUUUGACUUGGGAUUAUAUUUAGAGGAUUUAAUUGAAGAAAGAGGAUUGGAAGAAUAUUUCGAGGGUUUCUACGAAAAUGAUGGCAUACAAAAGAGAGAUGAAAAAUCCAUUGAGAAGAUUCUCUUACUUGUUAAUAAUUCUGGCAUUAUAUGGGAAGCCUUAGAUGCUGUUGCUGGACAUCCAUCCAGAAUCCAGUUCCUUGCUAAUCAAACCGGGAAGCUUCUUAACUCUUCAGGAAGUUCAUUGGAUUUAUCAAAAUUAACUAAAAUGACCUCUGGCUUAAAUACUACCGACCUCCUCGAUAUUGUUAAAGAAUCAGGGUUGCUUACUUCCAUUUUAGAUGGUAUUUUAUUGGAUGAUGACUACAGACCAGUAUUAACCAAAUUAAUCGAAAGAGUUGUCAGACCAAAUAUGUUCGUCAUCUCGUACCUUAUCCAUAGCGUUUUCCAAAAGAGAAGUAUUGAAAAAAGAGCAGAUUAUAGCGGUAGUCUUGCAACAUUUGCCGAAAACACUCUUUCAACUGUUCUAGGAUCAAAGAUUUUCAGAAAUACAUUUGCUGAUAUUGUCAAUGCAUUAAAUGACACUGAAGUAGCAGUUUACACUAUCAAAAGAUUCAUAGCCGAUGAAAGCUACCAAAAUAUGACUGCUGAUUUGAUAAAAGACGUAUAUGAUACAGGAGCUGUUAAAUUAAGUGGCUCUCUUAAUAUCACUGCUAUUGUUGGUACUGCUGUUAGCAAUCCUAAGGCAAUUACAAACCUCAUUGCAAAGGUUUUAAGUGGCAACCUCGAUUUCGGUAGCUCCUUAGGAAAAUACUCCGGAGCAGUCAAGAAGAUCAUUAAAGAUUUAGAAAAUGACGGACUCUUCGAAGAAUUAAACAAUGAAGUAUUCCCAUCAUCUUCAAAUAAAGCCUCUUCUACUAAAACUGCUUCGCAAACUAAAAAAGAAAAGGCCGUAGUAGCUACUUCAACUUCCUCCAAAUCUGACAAAAAAGCCUUAACCAUAUCUAUGUACGGCAAUAACAAAGAAAAUAGCCCUACAUCUUCCUCAAAUUCUGGUUCAAUUAGCUUACAACAAAACUCGAAUAUUCCAAUUGUCAAAUGCUUACUUUACUUGCAAACAUUAGUCUUUGGUGGUGCUUUAUUGUUAAUCUAA